This is a messenger RNA of Bicyclus anynana (squinting bush brown), 1647 nucleotides long. RefSeq lists its product as uncharacterized. The record is from RefSeq and is a predicted model, not a curated record. The transcript has 6 exons. Gene Ontology annotation, cellular component: membrane. Gene Ontology annotation, molecular function: phosphatidylinositol bisphosphate binding. Lineage: Eukaryota; Metazoa; Arthropoda; Insecta; Lepidoptera; Nymphalidae. The coding region runs from base 340 to 1281 and encodes 313 amino acids.
CUCCUCCGAAGCCGCAGCUAACCACUGGACCAACAAGGCGGUUAAAUCAUUAUAACCGGAUAUUAUAAUGAAGUAUAAUAAUAUAAUAACCUAGCUAACAGAAAAUAAAUAUUCAUAUUGUUUUGUUUUUUUGAAAAGUAAAUUAAUAAUGUGAAUUUUACAUGCCAGUGGAUUAUAAAAUAUGCUUAACGUUAUUCUAUUUAUAAUUAAAUGUAAAAACGUCAAUAAAAUAAUUAAAGUUUUAGCGAAGUUGCAAGCGAAAAUGUAUAUUGAACUAACUAACUCGAAUCGGAAUUCAGUUUAACUUGAACGUCAGAAUCAUAUGGUUUUGUUUAUAAAAUGGAAUUCGUGCAAAAAGGCAAAAUGUUGGAGUUGAGACCUGAUACAAUAGAGAAAGUUCGGAAACUGAACAACCUAGACAAACCGGGGAGUUUAGAAGAUGCAAUAAACAUAUUAAAUGAAUGGGUCCAAAAGCAGCCACAUUUUAAUAAAAAGGAUUUUAGUAGUCGCUAUUUGGAGGUUUCGAUUAUUGUGACCAAGGGAUCGGUAGAACGCGCAAAAGAACAGCUGGACAGUUUAUGUACGAUGAGAACAGUGCUGCCACAGUUUUUUGGAACUUACAACGUUAAAACUGAUUUUGAAUCCUUGCAUAAAUUUGCAUAUUCAUUUCCGUUACCCAAAUCAACAGAAGAUCACUACAGGAUAAAUAUUACAAAAUUUUUCAACGUUGCAUGGGACCCUGAUAAAUCUAUUAAUUUUUACAGAUAUAACGUUAUUUUAGCGGAAUACGUUAAGGCGCAUGACUAUUUGAGUGGAUUCAUUACGAUCAUCGAUUGCACGGAGUCUAACUUGAUGAAUUUAUUGAAGAAUGCAAACCCUGUCCAAGUGAGACAAGCAGUAUCUAUCUUUAUAAAUGGGUAUGGCAUGAGAAUGAAAGGAAUUCACUUAAUAUCAAAAUCAGGAUUCGUCGACGGUUUGGUAAUGUUAAUAAAACAAGUUGUGAGCGCAAAAAUAGCUGACCGGAUCAAUGUACAUAAAACUUUUGAAGACCUCCAUAAAUUCAUCCCAAAAGCCAUACUUCCCGAGGACUAUGGUGGUGAGGAACGUUCUAUGAAAACUCUACAUGAGGAAUGGCUCGACGUUCUUUCAUCGGAGGAACAUUUAAGAUACUUGGAAGAUAUAAACUCAGCUACAACCAACGAGUCCUGUCGACAGAAAGAUCAGUUUUGCGAACAAUAUGCAGGAAUGCCGGGCACAUUCAGAUAUUUGAGUGUAGACUAAGAAAGGAACGAACAUUGACGCUCAAGAUCUUAUGAGCCGUCAGUAAUACGACUGGAUAAAAUGUAGUGCAUAUAUGUCAUACAUUCAGAGUCAUCUAUUAGACAUACUAGUUUUCUUCUAGUUCUCUCUUUUAGUUAGUCUUCUCUUCUAGUUCUCUUCUUUCUGUUUUCUUUAACUCUUUUAUAGUCUGAUCUCAAUGUAUGUUACUUGUAUUUAACAUACAGGGCACUGGUUGUGUAAUUUGUUAAAUAAAUUAUCAUCAUCACCAUCUUCAUAUCAGCCGAUGAACGUCCACUGUAGGAUAUAGGUAUUUGUAGGGAAUCCAAAACAGCACGAUUUGUUAAAUAUAAAUAAAUAUUAUUUAAU